Messenger RNA from Alternaria alternata, 553 nucleotides. RefSeq lists its product as hypothetical. Lineage: Eukaryota; Fungi; Ascomycota; Dothideomycetes; Pleosporales; Pleosporaceae. The coding region runs from base 130 to 435 and encodes 101 amino acids. The transcript has a single exon. The record is from RefSeq and is a predicted model, not a curated record.
ACGCCCACCGGAGCGCGAGUUGGCCCGUUAUGCCGUUGGAGGCGCUGCUGGGGUUUCGAGCAUGUAGGGCAGCGCUGAGAAGCCUCCAGGUCGUCUACUGACGCUUUCACUGUCCUUUGAGCAGUGUCGAUGCAGCCGUCGCCUUGGAUGCGCCUUUGGUUGUGGGGCGUCAUCGAGCAGGUCCAACCAAGCCAGACCCUGUCACCCACGUUCUGUCCCAGCCAUCCUUCGAUAUGCAAUUCCCAACUCUUGCUGCAUCGGCCAACAGAAGCCGUCAUUGUGGCUGACUCUACCCACCAAUCUCAUAUCUCAACGCGCACCUCCACCAUCAUGCGUGGCCUCGGAGACUGCUCAAGUGGGUACAAGCACCACGGCGCGGCAUGCGUAGCCUUGUUCUCUUAUCUACCAAUGGGACCGACACGUGAGCGCGUCUAGCUUACAUGCAGGUACUGUGAAUCUUUCGCUCAUCGCCGCCGUCGGAGCUCUAACCAGAAGUCUGGGAAAUGUACCUUCUGCAUAUGGUAAGGACCGACUGGGGCUGCAGCGGCCUGGG